Messenger RNA from Alligator sinensis (Chinese alligator), 2150 nucleotides. RefSeq names its product leucine rich repeats and calponin homology domain containing 4 (gene LRCH4). The coding region runs from base 147 to 1901 and encodes 584 amino acids. Lineage: Eukaryota; Metazoa; Chordata; Crocodylia; Alligatoridae. The transcript is spliced from 18 exons. Gene Ontology annotation, molecular function: protein binding. The record is from RefSeq and is a predicted model, not a curated record.
CUCAUUGGCGGCCUCCUCUGCUCCGAUUGGUGGAAGCGGGAUGUCCGCCCCCUGGCUGGAUGGGGCCCCCUGCCCCGGCCGCGGCAGCUCAGUUUAGGAGCUGUGGCCACAGCAAACGGAGCUCGUGACCGCGGUGGGGGGUGGGGAUGGCGGAGGCGGAGCUGCCCCCGGCCCCGGUCGCGGCCUGCGCCGGCACCGAGCGGGCCCUGGGUCCAGUGGUGGGCCCCCCAUACCUCCGCCCCCUGGUGCCCUCUCCAGUGGCUGCCUGCUUGCUGGUGGCCCUAGAAGGGCUGAGCCUCUACCACAACUGCCUGCGUAGCAUUCCACCUGCCAUUGCCAACCUUCAGGCUCUCACCUACCUGAACCUCAGCCGCAACCAGUUGUCCUCGCUGCCUGCCUGCCUAUGCCGCCUGCCCCUGCGUGUGCUCAUUGCCAGCAACAACAAGCUGGUGGUGCUGCCCGACGACAUCGGCGCCCUGCGUGCCCUGCGCCAGCUGGAUGUGAGCUGCAACGAGCUGCAGGCACUGCCGCGUGGCGUCGCAUUCCUGGCUGCGCUGCGGGACUUGAACCUGCGCCGCAACCGCCUGGCCAUCCUGCCCGAAGAGCUGUCGGAGCUGCCCCUUGUGCGCCUGGACUUCUCCUGUAACCAUGUCUCCCGCAUCCCUGCCAGCUACCGGCACCUGCGCCACCUACAGACCAUCCUCCUGGACAACAACCCCCUGCAGUCGCCCCCCGCCCAGGUCUGUCUCCGAGGGAAGUUCCACAUCUUCAAGUACCUCAACAUCGAGGCCUGUGGCAAGGCAGGGCUUGACCCCAGCAUUCGGCCCAAUGGGCUCCCUGAUGAGUUCUACCCGGCACGGCCCCAUGGCGGCCUUGACUCUGGCUUCAACAGCGUGGACAGCGGUAGCAAGCGCUGGUCAUUCAAUGAGGAAUUCUCGGAACUGUCCUUCCGUGUGGCCGAGCUGACACGGGACCCCCGGUUGCCGCGGACCUGUGGGACAGCCCUAGACACUGACCUGGAGCAGAUCGACUUCAUCGACAGCAGUGUGAAUGGGGAGGAGGAUGAGGAAGCCAAGCCCGAGGAGAAGUCGAAAGUGGAGCCAAGCCCCCCGCCCAGCACCCUGCCCAGGCCUGACCCCCCUGGUGAGGAGCGGCGUCGCCCCGAGAUCCUGCAGCUGUGGCAGGAGCGUGAGCGGCAGCAGCAGGCGUUGGAGACGCACAACAGCUUCCGGAGGAUGCCCCGCACCAGCUCUGGCCUCGCUCCUGGCAGCAGUCUGGCAGAGAGUGGCUGGCAGAAGCCUCGGACCCAGGGACCAGAGCAGCCUCCCAGCCCCCCACAAGCCCCUCGACUGCAGGAGCCACCCCCUAGCACCAGCCCCGCGUCCCGGGACCCUGGCCCUGCCCCUCGGCCCAGCAGCUUCCUGUUUCGCUCGUCCUCCCGCAGUGCCGUCCGGCCCAGCCUGGCUGCAGCUCCUCCAGACCCCACCCCAGACCUGGAUGAGAAGGAGUUAAUGGCUCAGCUGCGCCAGGCCAUCGAGUCGCGGGUGCGAGUAACGCUGGGCGAGGACCUGGGGGCAGCGCUGGCCAAUGGGGCGGUGCUGUGCCAGCUGGCUAAUCAGCUGCGGCCCCGCUCUGUGCCUCUCAUCCACGUGCCCUCCCCUGCUGUGCCAAAGCUGAAUGCUGUGAAGAGCCGCAAGAACGUGGAGAGCUUCCUGGAGGCCUGUCGGCGAAUGGGGGUCCCCGAGGCUGCCCUGCCUCCGGCACCCGCCGGCCUGCACCCCCCGGACCCGGAGGACCCCCCGCCGCCUGCCGCUCCCCCACCCCUGGCUCCCUUUGCCCUCUUCUACAUGUGCUCCAUGGCCCUGCUCUACCUGGCCUACCAGCGCCUCUGCCCCUUCUGAGGGCGGGGGCUGGCCCCCCGCUGCCCCCCCACCCCCUGUGUCGCCUGCUUGCCUCCGGGGCCCUCGCAUGAGAGCUCUUACAUGAGGGCCCCCAUGCUGCUCACCCAGGUGCCUGCUUUGCAUAGGGCCAGGCCCUCUGCGCUGCCCCCCUACCCCAGUGUCCUCUGUGCCCCCUUGGGGCAGCUAGGGGCAUUACAGCCCUGGCACCUGGCUUCCCCCGCCAGUCUGUAUGGGGCGAUACUCUUCCUC